Molecule: messenger RNA, 2591 nt
Organism: Sinocyclocheilus anshuiensis
Lineage: Eukaryota; Metazoa; Chordata; Actinopteri; Cypriniformes; Cyprinidae
Product: gephyrin-like
Exons: 26
Coding region: 68-2377 (769 amino acids)
Biological process (GO): gamma-aminobutyric acid receptor clustering; postsynaptic neurotransmitter receptor diffusion trapping; Mo-molybdopterin cofactor biosynthetic process
Cellular component (GO): postsynaptic specialization; cytosol; dendrite
Molecular function (GO): molybdopterin molybdotransferase activity
Source: RefSeq, a predicted model, not a curated record
AGGAACUAUCUCCGCUUACAAAAUUGUCCCUGAUGAAAUUGAUGAGAUCAAGCAGCCGGUGCCGAAUAUGGCGACAGACGGGAUGAUUUUAACAAACCACGACCACCAAAUCCGGGUCGGCGUCUUGACAGUAAGCGACAGCUGCUUUCACAAUCACACUGAGGACCGCAGCGGGAUCAACCUCAAAGAUCUCGUGCACGACCCUUCCUUGCUUGGAGGAACUAUCUCCGCUUACAAAAUUGUCCCUGAUGAAAUUGAUGAGAUCAAGGAGACUCUGAUUGACUGGUGUGAUGAGAAAGAGUUGAACCUGAUUUUGACCACCGGUGGCACUGGCUUCGCUCCUCGGGAUGUCACGCCUGAGGCCACUAAAGAGGUGAUCGAGCGGGAAGCUCCAGGGAUGUCUCUGGCCAUGCUGGUGGGCUCUCUGAAUGUCACUCCUCUGGGAAUGCUCUCCAGACCCGUGUGUGGUAUCCGAGGGAAAACUCUCAUCAUAAAUUUGCCGGGCAGUAAAAAAGGUUCACAGGAAUGCUUCCAGUUCAUCCUGCCCGCUCUCCCGCACGCCAUCGACCUGCUCCGAGAAGCUGUGGUCAAAAUGAAGGAGGUGCCAAACGAGCUGGAGGACCUGCCCUCGCCUCCACCUCCUCCGUCCCCGCUGCCCGCCAGCAGCCCACACCGGCAGACCGAGGACAAGGGUGUGCAGUGUGAGGACGAGGAGGAGGAGAAGAAGGACAGCGGUGUGGCCUCCACAGAGGACAGCUCCUCCUCGCACAUCACCGCCGCCUCCAUCGCUGCCAAGAUUCCCGACUCCAUCAUCUCACGGGGCGUCCAGGUUCUUCCCCGUGACACGGCGUCUCUGAGCACCACGCCGUCCGAGUCGCCACGCGCCCAGGCUACCUCUCGCCUCUCCACCGCUUCCUGUCCCACCCCCAAGGCGUCGCGGCGAGAGUUCAGAGCACACCUGGAUGAGGUCAUCACACUCAAGUCAAGGUACUCUACCUUGGACCAGCUCCAGUGUAGGUUGGAGGUGCUUAAAGAUGAUCGCCGUGGCCAUAGGACCUUCAGUUCUCGAGUGCAGUCACGAUGCAGCAGCAAAGAAAACAUCUUACGAGCAAGUCAUAGUGCGGUGUUCCCUCUCACCUCUGUGGAUAAAGCCUUCAUCACUGUGCUGGAGAUGACCGCAGUUCUGGGCACUGAGAUCAUUAACUACAGAGACGGCAUGGGUCGUGUUCUGGCUCAGGACGUUUAUGCCAAAGACAACCUGCCUCCGUUCCCUGCCUCCAUUAAAGACGGCUACGCUGUAAGAGCGGCUGAUGGUCCUGGUGACAGAUUUAUUAUCGGCGAGUCUCAGGCUGGAGAGCAGCCCACACACACCGUGAUGCCGGGUCAGGUGAUGCGGGUUACGACAGGCGCUCCUAUUCCAUGCGGGGCCGACGCUGUGGUUCAAGUAGAAGACACCGAACUCCUGCGAGAGUCUGAAGACGGCACAGAAGAGCUUGAGGUGCGGAUUCUGGUUCAGGCUCGUCCAGGUCAAGACAUCAGGCCCAUCGGUCACGACAUUAAGCGUGGUGAAUGCGUGCUGGCCAAAGGCACUCACAUGGGCCCGUCUGAGAUCGGCCUGCUGGCCACGGUGGGCGUCACAGAGGUGGAAGUGCAGAGGUUUCCAGUCGUGGCUGUGAUGUCUACAGGCAACGAGCUGCUGAACCCAGAGGACGAUUUACACCCCGGUAAGAUCAGAGACUCGAACCGCUCGACGCUGCUGGCCACCAUACAGGAGCACGGAUACCCCACCAUCAACCUGGGCAUCGUGGGAGACAACCCUGAUGACCUGCUGAACGCUCUGAAUGAGGGAAUCAGCCGCGCUGAUGUCAUCAUCACCUCAGGGGGCGUGUCCAUGGGGGAAAAGGAUUACCUGAAACAGGUACUUGAUAUCGACCUUCAUGCUCAGAUACACUUUGGACGUGUCUUCAUGAAACCAGGUCUCCCCACAACAUUUGCCACUGUUGAUAUGGACGGGUCUCGAAAACUUAUCUUUGCUCUGCCAGGUAAUCCUGUGUCAGCGGUCGUAACAUGUAACCUCUUCGUCAUUCCUGCCUUGAGGAAGAUGCAGGGAAUCUUAGACCCGCGACCCACCAUAAUAAAAGCCAGGUUGUCAUGUGAUGUGAAGCUGGAUCCCCGUCCGGAGUAUCACCGCUGUAUUUUGACAUGGCACCAUCAGGAACCUCUGCCAUGGGCACAGAGCACAGGGAACCAGGUUAGCAGCAGACUCAUGAGCAUGCGCAGCGCUAACGGACUCCUGAUGCUACCUCCCAAAACCGAGCAAUACGUGGAGCUGCACAAGGGCGAGGUGGUGGACGUCAUGGUCAUCGGCCGUCUAUGAUGUCACGGCAGCGGGCUGACGGACGGAGAGCGACGGGUGGUUCACGGUGCAUGUUCACAUAUCAUUGACUGUAAUAUGCAACGGCACAGCUAGUUUUUAUUGAUUUGGAUAACACUGAAGUAUAGUCAACAUCUUGAUCACAAAACUAGAUGCAUAUGAGAAAAAAAAAUAUUUCAAAGAAAGAAAAAUAUACUUUUAAAUUAUAAAAUCUAAU